Molecule: messenger RNA, 359 nt
Organism: Lecanosticta acicola
Lineage: Eukaryota; Fungi; Ascomycota; Dothideomycetes; Mycosphaerellales; Mycosphaerellaceae
Source: the annotation of a GenBank genome assembly
AUGGCUGCGAAGGGCGAGAAAGUCAACUUGCUCACACUCAAGACCGCAAACACCAGCGCUGGGCAACCAAACGGCGCUUCAAAGCAGCAAACGACCCCGAAUGCGCCGCCCAAUUUCGCUGGAGACCCGGCGCCCGCUCCGCCAAUGCCACCUGCAGGACUUGCAAAUAUGCCGCAAGGGCUAAUGAAUUCUUGUAGGUACUGAUAUCCCCACAGGCUAUUGGUCAAUACCCUGACCUCUUUGUAGCGCAGAGCGAGCAGCUGAAGAACAUCAUGACGGCCUGGUACUACGCUGGCUACUAUACGGGGUUCUACGACGGCCAGCAGAACGCUUGGUCCAAUAUGCCACAACAAGGCUAA